Molecule: messenger RNA, 437 nt
Organism: Medioppia subpectinata
Lineage: Eukaryota; Metazoa; Arthropoda; Arachnida; Sarcoptiformes; Oppiidae
Source: the annotation of a GenBank genome assembly
AAACAAUGCACUAAUUGUUAUAUAUUUCUUGUUUUAAAGACACGACACGAGUUGCCCGAAGAGGCGAACAAAACGGAAAACAUUACUUCUUUGUGUCUCACGAAGAGAUGAUUGAAGAGAUCGCUUCAAAUCAGUAUCUCGAGUACGGGAGCCAUAAAGACGCUCUCUAUGGCACCAAAAUAGAUACAAUCCGUCAGAUCAUUGCAUCCAAUCGGACACCCAUUCUCGAUGUUGAACCACAGGCAUUGAAAGUAUUGCGAACUCGAGAAUUCAGUCCAUUUGUUGUAUACAUUGCGGCCCCGAAUGCCAUCAAUAUUGAAGACAGAGAUGGAAGUCUUCAGCGUCUGACCCGCGAAAGUCUAUUACUUCAAAACAUUUACAAACAUUUCUUUGACUUCUCUGUCAUUAACAACGAUAUCGAAGAGACCGUAAAACUG